Suillus subalutaceus is the source of this 774-nucleotide messenger RNA. Its product is annotated as casein kinase I isoform alpha-like protein. The record is from RefSeq and is a predicted model, not a curated record. Gene Ontology annotation, biological process: signal transduction; peptidyl-serine phosphorylation. Bases 1 to 774 code for a protein of 257 amino acids. The transcript is spliced from 5 exons. NCBI's taxonomy places the organism in Eukaryota, Fungi, Basidiomycota, Agaricomycetes, Boletales, Suillaceae. Gene Ontology annotation, molecular function: ATP binding; protein serine/threonine kinase activity. Gene Ontology annotation, cellular component: cytoplasm; nucleus.
AUGGAUAAGGUCCCUAUUCGAGUUGAUGGAAGGUUUAGGCUGGGAGAUGUGUUGGGGUCUGGCUCAUACGCUGUCGUGUAUUGUGCAUGGAAUAUCAUCAAGAAUAAUGCAGUCGCCAUCAAGCUUGAACCUGUCAACCACUCAUCUUCUGUGCAGUGUAAAUACCGCAUUUUGAAAAACCUUGAAGGUGGUAUUGGGAUUCCCCAUGCCCUUUGCCUUGACACUGUUGUGAAUCUAGGAGACCAGCUACUCUCAUGUCUUGAAUACAUUCAUUCGCAUAAUUAUAUUCACGGUGAUAUCAAACCACAGAAUGUUGCGGUGGGCCUUGGCGAUUUGAAGCACACCACCUUUCUCAUCAAUUUUGGCACUGCGAAGGAAUUCUGGAAUACAUCGACCAGAGUCCAUAUACCAUUUCACCAAGGUCAAUGUCUUACUGGCACUCCUGCAUUUGCAUCAAUCAAUGAUCAUUUGGGAGUUGAACUGGGUCAUCGUGAUGAUCUUGAGUCACUCACAUACAUGUUAAUAUACUGUUUGCAGGGUUCUCUUCCAUGGUUAACUAGUGACCAAGAGAAGCUUUCUAGCUCUUCUAUACUCAAUUGCAAAGUAAACACUACCAUCAAAGCUUUGUGUCAAGGAAUUCCUGUCCAGUUUGCAACAAUUCUCAUUUACAUGUGCGCUCUCGCUUUCUCAGAGGACCCUGACUACAACCACCUUCGUUCCUUGCUUCAUGCUGGAGCGCAACUCAGCAAUGAGAGACUCAUCGUGACUUUCUGA